This is a messenger RNA of Myotis brandtii (Brandt's bat), 4529 nucleotides long. RefSeq names its product fms-related tyrosine kinase 1 (gene FLT1). Bases 1 to 3636 code for a protein of 1211 amino acids. The record is from RefSeq and is a predicted model, not a curated record. Gene Ontology annotation, biological process: multicellular organism development; vascular endothelial growth factor receptor signaling pathway; cell migration. The transcript has 28 exons. NCBI's taxonomy places the organism in Eukaryota, Metazoa, Chordata, Mammalia, Chiroptera, Vespertilionidae. Gene Ontology annotation, molecular function: ATP binding; vascular endothelial growth factor receptor activity. Gene Ontology annotation, cellular component: signaling receptor complex; plasma membrane.
AUGACGUCUUCUGGAUCUAGUUCAGACUCAAAAUUAAGAAGUCCUGAACUGAAUUUAAAUGGCACCCAGCAUGUCAUACAAGCAGGCAAGAAGCUAUCUAUCAAAUGCAGGGGGAAAACAGACCACUCGUGGUCUUUGCCUGAAACAGUGAGUAAGGAAAGCAAAAGGCUGAACAUAACUAAAUAUGCCUGUGGAAGGGACGGCAAGCAGUUCUGCAGCACUUUGACCUUGACCACAGCCGAGGCAAAUGACACUGGCUUCUACAGCUGCAAGUAUCUAUCUUCUACUUCAAAGAACAAGCUAACAGAAUCUACAAUCUAUAUAUUUAUUAAUGAUACAAGUCGACCUUUCUUGGAGAUGCACACUGAAAUGCCUGAAGUGAUAAAUAUAACUGAAGGAAGGCCGUUCGUCAUUCCCUGCCGGGUUACAUCACCUGACAUCAUUGUUACUUUAAAAAGGUUUCCAUUUCAUACUCUGAUCCCUGAUGGAAAAAGAAUAACCUGGGACAGUAGGAAGGGCUUUUUAAUUUCAAAUGCAACAUACGAAGAAAUAGGCCUUCUGACCUGUGAGACAACUGUCAACGGACAUUUGUACCAGACAAACUAUCUCACAUAUCGACAAACCACUACAAUCUCAGAUGUCCAAAUAAGCCCACCAAGCCCUGUCAAGUUACUCAGAGGUCAGACUCUGACCCUCAACUGUACUGUCACCACACCCUUCAAUACGAGAGUUCAAAUCAAAUGGACUUACCCUGGUGAAACAAAUAAGAGCGCCUCUAUAAGGCGUCGAUUUGACCAAAGCAGUCCCCAUGGCAAUAUAUUCUACAGUAUUCUUGUUAUUAACGAAGUGCAGAGCAAAGACAAAGGCAUUUACACCUGUCAUGUGACAAGUGGCCCAUCCUACAGAUCUGCGAACACCUCAGUACUUGUAUAUGAUGAACCAUUCAUUACUGUGAAACAUCGAAAACAGCAGGUGCUUGAAACUGUAGCUGGCAAGAAGUCUUACCGGCUGUCGAUGAAAGUGAGGGCAUUUCCCCGGCCAGAAGUGGCAUGUAGGUAUGACUUUUGCUCCAAUAAUGAAGAAUCCUUUAUCCUGGAUCCUGACAGCAACAUAGGAAACAGAAUUGAGAGCAUCACUCAGCGCACGGCAAUAAUAGAAGGAAAAAAUAAGACCGCUAGCUCCUUGGUUGUGGUUGACUCUAGAAUUUCUGGAAUCUACAGCUGCAUGGCUUCCAAUAAAGUAGGGACUGUGGAAAGAAACAUAAACUUUUACAUCACAGAUGUACCAAAUGGGUUCCACGUUAACUUGGAAAAAAUGCCUACGGAAGGAGAGGACCUGAAACUGUCUUGCACAGUUAGCAAGUUCUUAUACAGAGACAUCACUUGGAUUAAGCUGCGGACAGCUAAUAACCGAAGCAUGCACCACAGGAUUAGGAGGCAAAAAAUGACCGUCAUGGAGGAGCACUCCAUCACGCUUCACCUUCUCAUCAAGAAUGCUUCCCUGGAAGACUCAGGCACCUAUGCCUGCAGAGCCAGGAACAUAUACACAGGGGAAGACGUCCUUCAGAAGAAAGAAGUUACAAUUAGAGAUCAGGAAGCGCCAUACCUCCUGCGAAACCUCAGUGAUCACACAGUGGCUGUCAGCAGCUCCACUACUCUAGACUGUCAUGCUAACGGCAUCCCUGAGCCUCAGAUCACCUGGUUUAAAAACAACCACAAAAUACAACAAGGACCUGGAAUUAUUUUAGGACCAGGAAGCAGCACGCUGUUUAUUGAAAGAGUUACAGAAGAGGAUGAAGGCGUCUAUCUCUGCAAAGCCACCAACCAGAAGGGGUCUGUGGAAAGUUCAGCAUACCUCACCGUUCAAGGAACCUCAGACAAGUCAAAUCUGGAGCUAAUCACUCUCACGUGCACCUGUGUGGCUGCGACCCUCUUCUGGCUACUGUUAACUCUCUUUAUCCGAAAACUGAAGAGGUCUUCUUCUGAAAUAAAAACUGACUACCUAUCAAUUAUAAUGGACCCAGAUGAAGUUCCCCUGGAUGAGCAGUGUGAGCGGCUCCCGUAUGAUGCCAGCAAGUGGGAGUUUGCCCGGGAGAGACUUAAACUAGGCAAAUCACUUGGAAGAGGGGCUUUUGGAAAAGUGGUACAAGCAUCUGCAUUUGGCAUUAAGAAAUCACCCACCUGCCGGACUGUGGCUGUGAAAAUGCUAAAAGAGGGGGCCACAGCCAGCGAGUACAAAGCUCUGAUGACUGAGCUCAAGAUCCUGACCCACAUUGGCCACCACCUGAAUGUAGUCAACCUGCUGGGAGCCUGUACCAAGCAAGGAGGGCCUCUGAUGGUGAUCGUUGAAUAUUGCAAAUAUGGAAAUCUGUCCAACUAUCUCAAGAGCAAACGAGACUUAUUCUUUCUCAACAAGGAUGCAGCAUUACACAUGGAGCCUAAGAAAGAAAAAAUGGAGCCAGAUGUGGAGCAAGGCAAGAAACGAAGACUAGACAGUGUCACCAGCAGCGAGAGCUUCGCGAGCUCCGGCUUCCAGGAAGAUAAAAGUCUGAGUGAUGUGGAGGAAGAGGAGGAUUCUGACGAUUUCUACAAGCAGCCCAUAACUAUGGAAGAUCUGAUUUCUUACAGUUUUCAAGUGGCCAGAGGCAUGGAGUUUUUGUCUUCAAGAAAGUGCAUUCAUCGGGACCUGGCAGCACGAAACAUUCUGUUAUCUGAGAACAACGUGGUGAAGAUUUGCGAUUUUGGCCUUGCCCGGGAUAUUUAUAAGAACCCCGAUUAUGUGAGAAAAGGAGAUACGCGACUUCCCCUGAAAUGGAUGGCUCCUGAAUCUAUCUUUGACAAAAUCUACAGCACCAAGAGCGACGUGUGGUCUUAUGGAGUACUGCUAUGGGAAAUCUUCUCCUUAGGUGGGUCUCCGUACCCAGGAGUGCAGAUGGACGAGGACUUCUGCAGCCGCCUGAAGGAAGGCAUGAGGAUGAGGGCUCCUGAGUAUGCAACUCCUGAAAUCUAUCAGCUCAUGCUGGACUGCUGGCACAGAGACCCCAAAGAAAGGCCAAGAUUCGCAGAACUUGUGGAAAAACUAGGCGAUUUGCUUCAAGCCAAUGUACAACAGGAUGGCAAAGACUAUAUCCCACUAAAUGCCAUAUUGACAGGAAACAGUGGGUUCACAUACUCAACUCCUGCCUUCUCUGAGGACUACUUCAAGGAAGAUAUUCCAGCUCCAAAGUUUAAUUCAGGAAGUUCUGAUAAUGUCAGAUAUGUAAAUGCUUUCAAUUUCAUGAGCCUGGAGAGAAUCAAAACCUUUGAAGAACUUUCACCAAAUGUCACCGCUAUGCUUGAUGAUUACCAGGUGGACAGUAGCGCUCUGCGGGCCACCCCUUUGCUGAAGCGCUUCACCUGGACUGAGAGCAAACCCAAGGCCUCUCUAAAGAUUGACUUGAGAGUAACCAGUAAGAGUAAGGAGUCGGGGCUUUCUGACCUGACCAGGCCUCAGUUCUGCCAUCCUGACUGUGGGCACGUCAACAGAGGCCAGCGCAGGUUCACCUACGACAACUCCGAGCUGGAAAGGAAGGUCUCGUGCUGCUCUCCUCCCCCAGACUACAACUCCGUGGUCUUGUAUUCCACCCCACCUGUCUAAGCGUGACGGCCUGAUUUCUAGAACCACAUGCAGAUGUAUACCCCAGAAAACGAGCUUCUGCCAGUAUUAUGCACAUAGAAGUGUACACCUCUGCCCCUCCGCAGGGGCUAGAUGCUCCUGUGGUUUUUAACAGUGCUUUUUUCUUUUGACUAACCAGAAUGUAACCCCCAGAUAAAUAGAGUAAGAGUGACAAGUGAAGGCCAAACCCUCAUUCAGUGUGUUAGAGAAAUUCUUUCAGGUCCAAAGACUUCCUGCUCCUUGCCCCCAGGCCUCGGGCCUGGACAAUUCAGGAGACGCAGCAUGCACCCAGGGACGGCAGCCCGAGCAGGGACGGCAGCCCGAGCUGGCCUACGCAAGCCCGGGGCCUCCAGCAGACAUGGCUGUGAGGAGGAAAAGGAAAAAGGGAGAAAAGAAGAAAAGAGAAAACAGGACAGAGCACAAGAAGGGAGAAUUUGAGCUGGGCCACAUGGAAGGAGUGGAAGAGGGCUACCAACAAGGACACUGAAGAGGUUCCGAAACCCUACCUAACCCACUCCAUUUGAGAACCCCGCCAGGGAGCCAAGAGAAUAGAGGGAUGAGGGGACUUUUUCUGGACUCUGGGAGGCAAGAAAAGGACAAACAUUUUUUGGAACAACAAAGCAUAUUUUAAAACAUUAGCUACAGGACUGGUUCUCUGUCCAUUCCCAUAUAUGACACAUUUUUUAUUUCUGUCACUGAGGCUGUUGCUCAUCUGAGCCCACACUGCCGGCCCCUCUAGCAAGUACACUGAACACUUACCUGAGCUAAGCUGGAAUAUUAGUUCAGGGCAUGUAGCAUAUUGUUCGUAGUAAGCUAACUGGAACGGCUGGUCUGUGAGGGUUACCUGUUGGGCUUAAAGUCCCAUUUAAAAAAAU